Molecule: messenger RNA, 2154 nt
Organism: Linum trigynum
Lineage: Eukaryota; Viridiplantae; Streptophyta; Magnoliopsida; Malpighiales; Linaceae
Source: the annotation of a GenBank genome assembly
GUCCCAUUUCUUCAGCCUCAGCUAUGAGAAUUGGCUUCGGGAGAACAUCUCUAAUGAGGAUCAAGGGGACUGGACGGGGGAUUGGGCGAGUUAUUUCAGCCUCAUAUCCUGGUACCUCUUGAAAUGCAGAAAUGAUAAUGUUUUCAAAGGAAAGAAGCUUUCUCCCUCAUCACUCCAGAACUAUGUCACUGCAAAGGCUAGAGAAUGGAGCAGGGCCUGGAGUGAGGGGCGAUUAGAAGCGAAUGCCCAUGUCCUACAUACAAGAACAGAAGCGUUGAUUUCCUAGAAAGCUCCAGCAACCGGGUGGGGGAAAAUGAAUACUGACGGGGCUGAUCAAGGCUGCCCGAGAAUCACCUCGGCCGGCGGAGCACUUCGUGAUCAUCAUGGUCGGUGGCUGGGUGGUUUUUGCAGCAAGAUGAGCAAUGGUACAACCAUCAUGGCUGAGCUCUGGGGGAUUCUUCAAGGGCUCCAAUUGGCGUGGAGGAAAGGAAUCCGAUUCCUCAUCCUUGAGUCGGAUUCACAACUUGCCUUGGAUUUGAUCAAGAACAGGACGGAUGCAGCUCACCCUCACUCCACUGGUUUGAUACGUCGUCUUCUGGGUCAAGACUGGGUGGUUCAGCUCGCUCAUACGUACCGGGAAGGGAAUAGAGUCGCAGACUGGCUCUCGAAGCACAGUCUCAUCUAUCCCUUUGACACGUAUGAGUUAGAUGAACCCCCAAGGGACUUAAAGAAAAUUCUGCAGGAAGACCUCUUGGAAGUGAGCUUCCCUCGACAGGUGUUGCAGAGGAUCAAUAGCGACAUUUGAUAUUUUGUUUUUGGGUCUUUGAUAGCUGUUUCACAAAGUAACCCGUGUGUGCUGUUUGUUUGGGUUUUCCCUGAAGUUGUUGGCCCUUUAGACCCACUGUAAUCCUGGCGUCUGCCUCCCCUUAAUAAAAUAAAAAAAAUCUAGAGUAGUAACUUUGAGAGCUAAGGGCAAAUUGGGUAGAAAAAAUAAAUAGAUACUAAUUAUCUCUUUAAUUAAUUAUAUUUUGAGAAGUUCUAAAUACAUAUUAAUUGAAUUUUUUUCUCUUUCAAAUCCCGCUCUCCCUCUUCUUCUCACUUUAACCGUACUCGGCCACCUCUCUACCUUCUUCUUCUCGAUUCUUCUAUUGUCUCUAUCCAGACCAACCAAUACCACUAAAAAAAAACGAAACCAGAGAUCAUAGCAACAACUAGGACCAUGAGAAAAGUCAUUGUCCCUCGACACCUUUAACGCGUCGAACUUCCUUCUCUUCCCAUCCCACUUCAUGGUACACAAUGUACAUAAUCAAACUUGCCGAUUUGAUUCUGGAAACCAAAAUAAUCAGAGUAGUGUACUCAAGCUUACAAGUCAAGGAUAUAUUUGGGGACAAAUCCUUUUUUUUUUCAUAAAAUAAUUAUAUCUCUCCAAUGCAAUUUAACCAUCUUGUACAGUUAAAAAUGUCUACUGGCUCGGAUUCUGGCGGGCAAAUUUUCAGGUCGGAUCACAGAUUGGUUAUGUUUUCACAAACUCUAAAGUCUACGUAUCACAUUGCCUAGUAUUCGUCAAGGUGAUUCAAUAUAAUGAUUAGAAAAAAAUGGUGUGCCGACUAUGUAAAGCAAGAAUCUGUGUAAGGGUGUGUUUGAAUAGAAUGAUUUUGGAUUUUGGGAUUUGGAUUUCCAAAUACUAACGGGCCGCUUGGAUGCAUCAUUUUGGUUAUGUGGUAUUUCACAUCAAAAUGAUGCAUUAUUUUUCUAUGUGACAUUUUAUUUAGUAUUUCAGUUUGGAAUGUGGUAGUUUGGCCAAUUGUUUUGUUUGGAUAAAACAUUCAAAUAUUGUGUUAUUUCACCAAUUAGAGAAGGGGUGGAGUAAAAAAGAGAAGAGAGUUGAGUUAUUUGAAAUGACUAGUGGGUGGGUAGGUAUUUCCAAUAACUCACAAUGAGUUAUUUCAAUUGUCUUAUAGACAAAAUACCACAUUUCAUUUUAUUUUUGUCAAACGAGUUAUUUCGGCUGAUAAUCUUACAUCUAUAUAACACAUUUGAUUUCAACUGCGUAAAUUAUAAACAUAGUUCCACUCAUGUAAUUUGAAUGUAUUAUAGGUAAUAGUAUUAGAGUAAAUUUAUAUAAAACUGACACAAUGAAUAUUAACAUUUUAU